CCGAAUAUAGCACAACAAAAAAAGAAGCAAACUGCUAGUAAACAUUACGACAAAACAUGGGAAAAACUGAAGAUCGCCGCUCAAAGCGAAGCAAACGCCAAAAGCCUGCCAGGUUUGCAUCACCCACAGCUGCAUCGCCGUCGCCAACAACUGAGACUUGUGAUGCUGAAGCAGUUAUGGUUGUGGUUGAGACCAACACUGAGCCACUCGGCAACACAGCAGCAGCAGCACUUGACCAGGUGGCAACCCCAACCGGGCACAGUGGAAAGACAAAUGAAUUGACCGGUUUAAGGACACGACCCGCAUCCAGCACAAAGGGAGGAUUGGCGUCAACGACUCCGCCAAGCAGUGCCGGCAAGAAGGCGCCUUCGAGGAAACGUCGCAACACGGACACGUCGAGCGACGAGGAGCGUUGGUUGAAUGCCAUCGAAACUGGCAAACUAGAGGAUGUCGAUGAUGAGCUGAAGAAGAUCAAGGAUCCCAAGUUAAUGACAGCGCGCCAGCGAGCGAUGUAUGAACGAACGCAAGAAGCGGAGCCGGCGCUAGCGGGAUUCGUGGAGGAACUAAUCGCACUGCCCAGCGGGUACAGGGAGAAGGAGAAACCUCAAACGGCCGAGGAGAUUCAGAAGGCGGCCCUCAAGUCGCAGAAGCGCAAACAACAAGCCGACGAGCGGCGCGAAAAGGACAAGCAGAAGACCAUGGAGCGUCUGCUCAAGAAGCAAGAAACAGGCAAACAGCGUUCGGCGGCAGCACGGAACAGGCUCAAUCAGAAGCAUGCCCUGCCCUCCCUCACCUACAUGAAUACCCACGAUGGGAGCUACAUUCUGGUGCCACCUGGACAAGCAUUUCCAUUGCAGGCACAAUCGGCAAUUAAGCCGCCUCCGCGACAGCUGUGCGGCAUUGCCGGCUGUGGCAAUCGCAAGAUCUACAGUUGCUCCAAAACAAAUAUGCCCCUAUGUAGUCUAGCCUGUUACAAGAAGAAUCUGUCCGUUGUCUAGCCAGGAUUAGGUCUGCUGAAGUUCGAAUAAAUAAGUAUGUGAUUUUAUUAAUAUAA
Molecule: messenger RNA, 1054 nt
Organism: Drosophila grimshawi
Lineage: Eukaryota; Metazoa; Arthropoda; Insecta; Diptera; Drosophilidae
Product: INO80 complex subunit B
Exons: 2
Coding region: 57-998 (313 amino acids)
Biological process (GO): chromatin remodeling
Cellular component (GO): Ino80 complex
Source: RefSeq, a predicted model, not a curated record